UGUCAUGUCUGGCACACCAUCAAAAAUGCUGGAGCAUUUACUUGAGACACGUCUCGGUAGUCAAGUGAGUGGUAUGGAUCCCUUCCUAGAUGACUUCCUCCUAACGCACAUAGUUUUCAUGCCAGUUGUGCAGUUAGUGGAUGAAUUGGCGAACUAUUUUCACUGUGAUAUCAAUGAUGGUUCGCAUACUCCCGAAGAUCGGGAAUACAUAAUAAAUUUUAAGAAGCGUGUCGUACAUUUUAUGCAAAAGUGGGUUAUGGCUGUACGUCAUGCGGCUUUUGAAGAACCCAGUGUCUGUGAUUUUAUAGAGGAUUUAGCUGCAGAAAUUGAAGCUGAUCCAGAUUUACACGAAGAAACAAGUAUUAUACAUAAUGUAUUAACACAAAUGGCACGUUAUCAAGAAGAUCGUAAUCAGAAUGCUGGACAGAAAUGGAAACUACCACCCAAUGGUCAACCAAUCUGUUUGUUCAGUGGUAAUGCUACACCAUCGAAAACUGUCAUACGACCAGAUGAUGAUAUAAUAUUCCGGGUAUAUUGUGCUGAUCACACAUACUGCACACUACGUUUUCCUCUUCAUACAACCGCCGAAUUAGUCAAAGCCUGUGCAGCAGAUAAACUACAAUUAAAUCGAGGUCCUGAUGACUUGGUUAUGGUGGAAGUAAAAUCAAAUGGUGAACGUUGUGUCUUUAAGGAUAACGAUGUUAGCAUACCUACGGGCUUAAGUUUAAAUGGACGCCUUUUUGUUUCAGUUAAGGAUCAUUUAGAUGCCUUGACUCCUUUACCGGAACAAGAGGGUCCAACGGAGGGAAUUGAAAUGGACUUAGAAAUUUUAAGCACCAAAGAAAUAGCUUACUAUAUAACAUUAUUCGAUUGGGAUCUGUUUUGGGCAGUGCACGAAUAUGAGUUAUUGUAUCACACCUUCGGCCGUCAUCACUUUGGCAAGAUUACCUCCAACCUUGAUGUAUUCCUACGACGGUUUAAUGAGCUGCAGUACUGGAUUGUAUCUGAAAUUGUUUCCACUCCCAGCAUGAGUAAACGCGUUGGGCUACUAAGAAAAUUCAUUAAAUUAGCUGCAUACUGCAAGGAGUACCAAAAUUUGAAUGCUUUCUUUGCCAUUGUAAUGGGAUUAUCAAAUAUGGCCGUUUCACGUCUACAACAGACCUGGGAUAAAAUACCAUCGAAGUUUCGUAAACUAUUUCAAGAGUUCGAAGCACUCAUCGAUCCUAGUCGCAACCAUCGCGCAUAUAGGGUUUUCGUGGGUAAAUUGCAACCACCAGUAAUUCCAUUUAUGCCACUAUUGCUCAAGGAUAUGACAUUCGCGCACGAAGGCAAUAAAACCAGUCUAGAUGGUUUGGUGAAUUUUGAGAAAAUGCAUAUGAUGGCACAAACGAUGCGUACGAUACGCUUUUGUCGGUCGCGUAGUUUAGGUCUUGAGCCGCCAUCACCUAAAAGUGAGGGUGAAGUUCGCUCGUACAUUAGCUGCUUACGUGUCAUUGACAAUCAACGCGCCCUAACCGCAAUGUCGCAAAAAAUCGAACCAACGAGGAAAAAUUAAAAAAUUACUGCAACUAAUAAUCGAGUAAUUGAGUUCAAGAAUUUAUAGCGAACAGAUUUUAAAGUAUUUAUUAAGUAAAAUUGUAAAGUAAAUUAAGUUACGUGGUGUAUGCUGUUCACACCUACAUUAAGACUGAAAAGUUUUCGGAAAUUCUCAUUUAAAA
Teleopsis dalmanni is the source of this 1718-nucleotide messenger RNA. Its product is annotated as rap guanine nucleotide exchange factor 4-like. The coding region runs from base 5 to 1555 and encodes 516 amino acids. Gene Ontology annotation, biological process: Ras protein signal transduction; positive regulation of GTPase activity. Gene Ontology annotation, molecular function: guanyl-nucleotide exchange factor activity. The transcript is spliced from 8 exons. NCBI's taxonomy places the organism in Eukaryota, Metazoa, Arthropoda, Insecta, Diptera, Diopsidae. The record is from RefSeq and is a predicted model, not a curated record. Gene Ontology annotation, cellular component: plasma membrane.